GUGAGUCAGUGUGUAAACCGCUCCGUCUGACAGUUGAACUCCCAGUUCUGUCUAGUCGUUCUGCUGAGAAAUCGUCAUGAAAAUCCUUCUCCUUUUCUUCUUCUUCUCAUUUUUGACAGGUGCUGUUCCCAGGUACAUCUAUAAAAGGAUCCUUGGUGGACAUGACUGUAUCCCAAACCAAACAAGCUACCAUAUUUCUAUUUGUGAUAAUCCAUGUACCAGUGGAGAUCAUGUAAAAUGCGGAGGGACUCUGAUUCGUGAAAAGUGGGUUCUAACAGCUGCCUCUUGUGAUGGACCAAACAUACAAGUUAUUAGAAGUAGUCAGAAUCUUGGACGUAUAGAAUCACAACGCAUAGCACAACGUAUCAGACUCAACUUCGGAGGUCAGAAUGGUGAUCAUGAUAUUAUGCUGCUGAAGAUGGAAGGUAAAAUUGAUGGCAGAACACCUGUUAGAGAACCAAAUGAUGGAGAAUGCAAAAAUCUACUAGCAGGAAAAGUUCAUGAUUUUGAUGUUGCUGGCUUUGGAAUUCGUGGAUACACUGAUGGAGAUCGUCCAGUCAGUACAAAAAGUCUGCUGUGUGUCAAUAUCGAGAAGACUGAUUGUAAUCAAGAAUGGAAAAUUGAUAAUGGAAGAUUCUGUGCUGGAGGAAAAGGCAAAGGCACCAGAACUGGGGACUUGGGAGGAGGACUGAUUAAAAAUGGAGUUGUGUAUGGAGUAACUGAGAGAGGACACAUUCCAGACGAGAAAAACAAAGCUGGAAUUAUACCUGGAGUUUACAUAAAUGUCUGUCACUUCCAUGCUGGGAUAAACCAACACGCUGCAGUAAUUAAUGCAGCUUAAUUUAAAGCUAGUAGACAUGUGCCCAGUGUCCUCUGUCCUGCACCUGACCUGCAUCUGGGACCUAAACAUUAAAGAGAUCCUAGGUCUCCAUAAUGAGCAUCAA
Messenger RNA from Scleropages formosus (Asian bonytongue), 944 nucleotides. RefSeq names its product trypsin-like. The transcript is spliced from 5 exons. The coding region runs from base 77 to 841 and encodes 254 amino acids. Gene Ontology annotation, molecular function: serine-type endopeptidase activity. Gene Ontology annotation, biological process: proteolysis. NCBI's taxonomy places the organism in Eukaryota, Metazoa, Chordata, Actinopteri, Osteoglossiformes, Osteoglossidae. The record is from RefSeq and is a predicted model, not a curated record.